AUGCCCGGCUUGGACCCGAAAGUAGCUGUCCAUCACCUUGCCGUCAAGAAUGGUGCUCGUCCUGUUAAACAAGCCCAAAGGCGCUUUAGGCCGGACUUGAUUCGAGUGUGCGUUGACUCCAGGGAUCUCAAAAAUGCGUGCCCGAAUGAUGAAUUCUCCCGUCCUAUUCUAGAGCUGAUGAUCGAUGCUACUAUUGGGUACGAGACAAUGUCAUUUGUGAACGGUUCAUCGGGCUAUAACCAAAUUUGCACGACGCCAAAAGAUGAAGAGCUUACUGCACCCAAGGGCAUUUAUUGCUACAAGAUCCCUCAAAAGGCUAUAAAAGGACGAGCGUUAGCGGACUUCUUGGCAGAUCACCAUAUACCCGAUGAUUGGGAGCUAACUGACGAACUACUUGAUGAGGACACAAUGGUCAUUGAAGUUCAGCCUCCAUAG
Nicotiana attenuata is the source of this 435-nucleotide messenger RNA. RefSeq lists its product as uncharacterized. The transcript has 3 exons. NCBI's taxonomy places the organism in Eukaryota, Viridiplantae, Streptophyta, Magnoliopsida, Solanales, Solanaceae. The record is from RefSeq and is a predicted model, not a curated record. The coding region runs from base 1 to 435 and encodes 144 amino acids.